UGGUUAAGCCGUCUUAUCGACUUUUCUGGGACAACGCGAAACGAGAGAGAAGAUCGUUCCAUAUAUUUUCAGCUCAGUAGUACUGUCCCGGUUUUUUGUCUCAGAUAUAUGGUAAAUACUUAGGUCAAAGGUCGAAGCAAAAUCCAUAAACUGAGCAAAACAGAGAGUUUGUCCACGAAGAUGGAGGUAUGCUUUUAUCAAGGAUUAAUUUUAUUCAGCUAACGAAGAAGCAAGUUUGACUAGGAUGUGUUUCACGAAAAGUAAUACCAGUAGCUGAAUACAGGAAUAUGAAGGAUUUAUUGCAAAAUAUUUUGGCAUCCUAUCUCCACAGUCCUCUGUCUUAUUCUCUUGGAUUUGUGGUGUUGGGACUCUUUACUCACAGAGUGUUGUCGUGGUUGUUCCCUGCCAGAAAUUCAGAAUCACAAAUCUCAGCUGGGAAUAAUGAAAAUGGGCCCCUUCGUGACAUGGUCUUGCCAUCAAGGUGUUUAAAAUGGAGAGUAUUCAACUUUCGUGGAAAAUGGCACACCAGUGUGUCAGCAAUCGUAGACCCACCUACUUUCCAUGAUUGGAAACCGGUUCUUGUAUUAGCAAAUCGAAAAAGUGGUUCAAAUCAAGGCUCUAAUAUAUUGAAGCAAUGCAGCAUGCUCUUGAACCAAGUUCAAGUGCAUGAUUUAAGCAGCAAACCAGCAGCAGCAACUUUGGAACUAUGUGAAUUGCUUCCACAAACCACGUUUAUUGUGCUUGUAUGCGGUGGAGAUGGCAGUGUAAACUGGGUGUUGACUACAAUAGAUGAGCUAAACUUAACAACACAGCCGCUGGUAUCAGUGUUGCCACUCGGGACAGGUAACGACCUAUCAAACAUGCUGGGGUAUGGAGCUAGUUUUGACGAGUCAGAUACAAUGGAAAAUUUUUUGUCACAGUUACGGCACACGCACCCCAUAAAUAUUGAUCGUUGGAAGAUUAACAUAAGAUACAAAAAAACAUAUUUAGGAUGGGGAAGACAGACAAAGAGCAUAUUUAUGACUAAUUACUUUUCCAUUGGAUGUGAUGCUUUAAUCUCACUAAACUUUCAUAAUCAAAGACAAAAAAAGCCAUCACUUUUCACAAAGCGUAGCUUAAACAAGCUAUUCUAUUUUGGGUAUGGUGCAAUAGAUGUUUUGGAGCAGCACUGUAAAGAUUUGAAUAAAUAUAUUGAGCUAUGGCUUGACGAUGAAAAAGUGGAUUUGCCAGAUUUGGAAGGAAUUUUGUUUCUGAAUAUAUCAUCAUGGGGAGGUGGCUGCCAAAUAUGGGAUAACUGGUCAGAUGGUGAUGUACAGUGGGAUAAAUCCAUUCCUGAUGAUGGAAGAAUAGAAGUUAUGGGUUUGAUUUCAAGUUUUCAUAUGGCACAGAUUCAAGUUAAUUUGGCUGAGCCAGUGCGCUUGGGGCAAGUGAAAAAGGCUUCCAUAAUCAUAAAAACGAGAGUUCCUGCUCAGGCAGAUGGGGAGCCUUGGGAACAGGAUCCGUGUCGUAUAGAUAUAAAUUUUCACAAACAAGCUACUUUGCUCAAGAGGGAAGCUGCUAAAAAUGAUGAAGAAGAUGGUGAAGUGUUACAGCUUGAAACUGGUUGAAUAAAUUCAUUUGUUGAAUACACGAUACAAUCUCACCACAAUACAUCUUCACACAUAAAUUUGUACUGCCAUUGUUUUUAUUUUAUAAACGUACUCUCCAUAUUAUAAAUGUUUUUGUGUUAGUCACUGUGUCUAAUAAAUCAUCGCACAAGUCUCUUA
This is a messenger RNA of Styela clava, 1766 nucleotides long. Its product is annotated as diacylglycerol kinase epsilon-like. Gene Ontology annotation, cellular component: membrane. Gene Ontology annotation, molecular function: ATP-dependent diacylglycerol kinase activity. Lineage: Eukaryota; Metazoa; Chordata; Ascidiacea; Stolidobranchia; Styelidae. The record is from RefSeq and is a predicted model, not a curated record. Gene Ontology annotation, biological process: phospholipase C-activating G protein-coupled receptor signaling pathway.